Molecule: messenger RNA, 1737 nt
Organism: Fusarium redolens
Lineage: Eukaryota; Fungi; Ascomycota; Sordariomycetes; Hypocreales; Nectriaceae
Product: cytochrome P450
Exons: 3
Coding region: 1-1737 (578 amino acids)
Molecular function (GO): oxidoreductase activity, acting on paired donors, with incorporation or reduction of molecular oxygen; heme binding; monooxygenase activity
Source: RefSeq, a predicted model, not a curated record
AUGUCCUGGUUUGAACUGGCUGCUGGUGGCAUUUCCAUCUUCUUGCUACUCUUUUGCCUAUACAACCUUGCUCUUCCCCGGCCUAUCCCCGGAAUACCAUACAACAAAAAUGCCACGACGCGCCUGUUGGGAGACCUCCCAGACUUCAUUGAGUAUCAGAAACAUACCAAGGAGCAACGUCGGUGGUUUGCGGCGCAGAACCAGAAGUUCAACUCCCCAAUUUGUCAGGUCUUUAUCCGCCCCUUCGGCAAGCCGAGAGUGAUUGUAUCGGACUUUCGAGAGACGCAAGAUAUCCUUUCAAGACGGUUAAAAGAGUUUGACCGCAGUGAUAGAGCCCGAGAAGCAUUUGCGGGAAUCAUUCCUCACCAGAUGCUUUCCUAUCAGACAGUGGAUCCAAAGUUCAAAAAGCACAGAGAGCUGAUGAGAGAUCUCAUGUCACCAAAGUUUCUCAAUCAGGUAAGAACUGUCUCGGCUCCAGAGGUUUAUUCCAAAGUCAGCACUUUGGUUAAACUUUGGCAUGAAAAGUGUUUAUAUGCAGCUGAGCGUCCAUUCGAUGGAAAGAGAGAUAUUCAGAGAGCUGCUCUCGACGUUAUUACAGCUGUGUCCUUUGGACUAGACGACGAGAAUAGUGCCACAAGGCGGCAAUUGGAUGACAUGUUGUCCAGAUCUACUGCAGGUGUCACAUUUGCGGAACCCCGAAAGGACAUUGUUGAAUUCCCUGUUCAUCCCUUGACAACAGAGUUAGACGCCACCUUGACUAUCGUUGAGAGUUCCGCAGUCGGCUUCUCGUCACCGAUCCCUCGAUGGCACUAUUGGAUUCUGAGUCAAUUUCGGCACCUGAAAGAUGCCGCCAGAGUUAGGGAGGAAUGGACACGACGUGAGAUUGACAAGGCGGUCAAGGCCAUUUCCAAAGAUGGCUCCGACAACGAAAGUGCGACACGUUCAGCUCUGGAAUUCAUGGUUCUACGCGAGGCAGCCGCUGCUAAGAAGGCCCAGAGACCACCAAGAUUCCAUCGUCGCCGUAUUUAUGACGAACUGUUUGGUUUCAUUAUUGCAGGGCACGAUACAACAUCUGCUACGCUCUCUUGGGGGGUUAGGUACAUUGCGGAUGCGCCAGAGACACAAAAGAAACUCCGAUCCUUCCUCCAAAAGGCCUUCUCGACAGCUCUCGCUGAGCAUCGUCAGCCUACAGUAGACGAGAUAACCAAUGCGUCUAUUUCAUAUCUUGAUGCUGUCAUCGAGGAGAUACUGCGGCUCAGUGCAGUACUCCCAAUAGUAAGUCGAGAAGCAACGGCCGACACAACAAUUCUAGGACAUGCCAUUCCAAAGGGAACUUCGGUUUUCUUCACAUUGAACGGACCAAGCUUGAUGAAGCCGGCAAUCAACAUCCCCGAGAAUGUCCGGAGUGAAAGCUCACAGAGUACAAAGAGUAGAUACGGAGAGUGGCGUGCAGAGGAUGUCGAGCAAUUCAUACCUGAGCGAUGGAUAGAUAUCGACGAAAAAGGUGCUGAGACUUACAACCCCAUGAAGGGACCGUUCCUCACGUUUGGCAGUGGGCCGCGAGGAUGCUAUGGGAGGAGACUUGGUUACUUGCAGCUUCGGAUCUUCUGGGUAUUGCUCAUGUGGAAUUUUGAGUUUCUCCCGGUUGCUCCAGAACUUAGGACCCAGGAAGUUGUAGAGCAUGUUGGAGUUGAGCCACGUGAGAGCUAUGUACGACUGAGAAAGGUUGAGAACUAG